AUGGAAAUCUUCAAGAAAUUGGAGAUGAAUAUACCCUUCUCUGAAGCUCUGCAACAAAUGCCUUCAUAUGCUAAAUUUUUGAAGGAGCUCCUCACAAAGAAAAGGAAGUACAUUGUAGAAGAAACUAUUGAAGUUCAAGGAAACUGUAGUGCUAUCAUACAAAAGCUCCUUCCCCCCAAGUAUAAAGAUCCAGGAAGUUUCACCAUUCCCUGCACUAUAGGGAAUAUCUCUGUUGGAAAAGCACUUAUUGAUCUAGGAGCCAGUAUUAAUCUCGUGCCGCUAUCCAUGCCGCUAUACAAAAAGAUUAAGGGGUUAGAACUCAAGCCUACUCGGAUGACUCUUCCACUUGCAGACAGAUCUCUGAAAUAUCCUUAUGGGGUGGCUGAAGAUGUGCUUGUGAAAGUAGAUAAAUUUCUUCUUCCUAUGGACUUUGUCAUCAUGGACAUGGAGGAGGAUGUGAAUGUACCUCUUAUUCUUGGGAGACCUUUUAUGAACACAGCAAGAGUUUUGAUUGAUGUGGAAAAUGGAAAAUUAAAGGAAAUAUUAGUUGACACUUUUGAAGAGCUGAAUGAAACAGAAGAGGAAUUAACUAAUGAGUGCUUGACUGAUUUGAAAGAAUUAAAAAAGGAUCCUUUGCAAAAUACAGAUGAAAAAGCCAAGGAAAGCAAAAAGGAGUUGAAGAUGUUACCACCACACCUGAAAUAUGUGUUUCUAGAAGAAAGUGGAAACAAACCAGUCAUCAUUAGCAACUCUCUGUCUCCCAAAGAAGAAGAAAAGUUGGUAGAAAUACUCAAAGUCAACAAAGGAGCAAUUGGAUGGUCAAUCUCAAAUCUCAAAGGUGUAAGUCCAAAUUUUCUGUGA
This is a messenger RNA of Vigna umbellata (rice bean), 861 nucleotides long. RefSeq lists its product as uncharacterized. The record is from RefSeq and is a predicted model, not a curated record. NCBI's taxonomy places the organism in Eukaryota, Viridiplantae, Streptophyta, Magnoliopsida, Fabales, Fabaceae.